Cokeromyces recurvatus is the source of this 2949-nucleotide messenger RNA. RefSeq lists its product as uncharacterized. The transcript is spliced from 8 exons. NCBI's taxonomy places the organism in Eukaryota, Fungi, Mucoromycota, Mucoromycetes, Mucorales, Mucoraceae. The coding region runs from base 1 to 2949 and encodes 982 amino acids. The record is from RefSeq and is a predicted model, not a curated record. Gene Ontology annotation, molecular function: guanyl-nucleotide exchange factor activity.
AUGCCCAGUAAACAUGAAAGUUUAAAUUCUUUGAUUCAGGCCGAGGAAAACUAUUUAAAUGAUUUAAAUGAUAUAGACCUGAGACUAUUACAGCUAUGGACGAAACAAACAGAAUCAGUGAUAUCUGAUUUCAAUGAUAUGCUACAAAGUUUUCAAGAUAUAAUUCAUAUUCAUAAGCUUUUUUAUAAAGAACUAAAAGAAACGAAUUUUGAAGAGGGAUUACAUUAUUAUUUAUUACGAUUGGUUAAAUUUAUAAAAAUACCUUAUCAAACUUAUAACAAAAAAUAUCUUAAUAAUUUGGAACAGCGUCAAGAUAUUCUUUCUAAUACAUUGAUUCAACAAUUUCUACAUGACAUUAAUAAAGAUCGACAAGGAGAGGAAAAGAAGCUUCAGUCUUUAUUGGAUGCUCCUUUAAACCACAUUCAUUUUUACAAAUCCUUUUUUAAUAAAUCAGAUAUUGAUGUUGGUCAGCCUAUUUUAACGCAGGCUAAUGAAUUGUUUGAUUCGCUUAUAAACGUUAUGUCCAUAGAUAUCGAUUCACUUUAUAAUCAAAUUGAUUGUACUCAUGUUACUGACAUAUUAAAUGAUGAUCCAAUUUCAAACUACAAGCUACAGCCAUUUUCAAAAAUUUUGCUUUGUAGCACGUUCAACUGUGCAGAAUUAUCCAAAAAUGUGCAACUUAUCGUAACAACAGAUAAUAAUUUGAUUUUUUGUCAUAGUAAAGAUCUCGAUUGCACUGGAAAUAAAUAUACAUUACUUUAUGCUCCAAUAGAUAUCAACGAUAUUUCGAUCCAAGCUGUUCAACUACAACAUGAGCUCGUAGAUGACUAUAAUUUUCAACUGCAAAUUCAUGGUAGAAAGAUAUUUACGAUGAAAUCAAGUCAUACAGAUUAUAGAAAAUGGCUUGGUAUAGAAGAAGAGUCUUUGAAAGGCCAUUCUGUAGAACAUUGGAAACCUUUCAAAGAUAUCGUCGAAAGCUAUGGCACAGACCAUCAAAAUAUAUCUAAUAAACCUAAACAAUCUGAUUUAGCAUCCAUUCGAAAAAAUGACGUUUUUAGAUUUUAUACUGAACAUUCUGGAGAAGUAUCACCUUUAGUGUCUUCGGAUGAAGAAGAGGAAAGUGAAAGUGAAGCUGAAAUCAACUUCAGAAAAAUGAAAAGUGAAUCAUCAUUCAAAUCAGAUAAUUACACAAAUAAAAUUCAGAUACUCGAUACGGAUUAUUUUCCUUCUUCCUCUUCUUCUACAACUUUAAAAGAACAAAAAUCAAUGCCGCCUUCUCUUCCAGAAAAAACUAAUAUUUCUCGACUGCCUUUAGAGUUUCCUAAACGUAACUAUCAACCGCCAAUUAUAUCCAGUGUAAAAUCACCUUCAGUUUGUAAUCAAUCGUUAACAAGCCAACUUAUUCCUUCAAACCUACUCUCAUCUACAACGAGUCUUCCAUAUAAUUCAGCAACUGUCAGACCUGAAAAUACUCGACCUCUUUCAACAACUAAUCAUCAGCCUAAAGAUAAACCCUUGAUCAGCAAUCAGCAUCCGCAUCCAAAGCAAUCAUCAUCACUAUCAUCUACACCCUCAUCUUUCCCACCUCUAUCAAAGAAAAAGUCCUUUGUGCAAACAGUUAUAUCAGUCAUAUCAUCUAAAGCAUCAUCACGUUUACAAAAGAGCCAAGCAAAGCUUAAUGAACAUCCUGAACCAUCAACUGCGUUAGAUGUGCCCCAUGAAAAUAAACAAACUCAUAAUACGAAUUUACAAAAUCUGAACUCAGUAGUUUUACCAAGCCAACAACAACAACAGCAACAACAACAAGAGACAACAAAGUUAGGACCUGACUCUACUGAUUUAUUGUGUUGCCAGAAAUCCGAAAAUCCGACUAAAACACUGAUUAUACCUCAGAAUUCAACUGCGCCAUGCCCAUCUUUAAACUCCUACUCGUCAAAUAAUCAUUCAUCAUCUUCAUUUAUCAAUGUCACUUCAUUAAGCCAAACUAGUAUAGCGCUUACCCCUCCAUUAAGUCAAUCUUCUAGUCCUAGAUCUUCUACGCCCGUCAGUUUAUCUCUUCAUCAAGCAUCGUCCUAUUCUUCAUUUGAGGAAUUAGGUACCCCUCCCGAGAGUCCUGAGAUUAUUACACAAAGAAACUUGAUUAGAAAUAUUCUUUACGUGAAUGAUAAAUGCAUAGUAUUUCGAUGGAAGGAUGAGUCAUGGUAUGAAAUUGAGGGAGGCUGUGUAAUUGAAGUUCGUCAAACCUAUAAUAAUCGUUCUUGUAUUGCAGUCCAUAUAAAAAAUACGGGUCAACUCUAUUUAAAUGCAUGGGUGUUACCAGAUACAUUUAUCUGUCGUACAAAUGAAACUGAUCUGAGCCUAUCGCUACAUAUCACAAAUCAUCAAUCUGCCUUGGAGACUUAUCUUUUCCAUUAUGAAACAAAAGCUGAGGCAGAGAGCUUCAGCAAUUUAUUAGAACAAUUGCACAAUGAGUCUAUAAAGAUGAACACUACUUUCUCCGCUACAAACACAUUAAAAAGCGCUCCCCCGGUAUUAAUCCGAAACUCUUCAUUAACAGAAACUAAUACAAACAAUAAUGUUUUAACGUUAGACGAAUUAUCAAAGACAUUAAGAUUAGCGAUGCAAUGUAAAUGUAAAUUGUAUGUGCAAAGUGGAAGCUCUAAAUGGAGAAGCUUUGGGAGUGUUCAUAUGAAGGUAUCACAGCAAUAUACAUCAAAGAGAAUGCAUAUUAGUAUAGAAUCUCAUAAAGGUGGCAAAAUAACGCAAUUGGUGAAUGCCAUGAUACAAAGCAGAAACGUUGAAAGAUUGAGCCAAAAACGGAUUUCAUUUAUGUUGGUAGAUGAAUUACAGAAAACGAGUGUAGUAUACAUGAUACAAGUUCGCGAAGAGCUAACCGGGGAUAAAAUUAUAGAGUACAUAAAGUCAAAAAACGCGGAGUAUGGUUGGUGA